Acanthamoeba castellanii str. Neff is the source of this 531-nucleotide messenger RNA. RefSeq lists its product as uncharacterized. The record is from RefSeq and is a predicted model, not a curated record. The transcript is spliced from 5 exons. The coding region runs from base 1 to 531 and encodes 176 amino acids. Lineage: Eukaryota; Discosea; Longamoebia; Acanthamoebidae.
AUGGCCUGCCGCACGCUGGCCUGGUUCCGCAACGAAAUCGCCGUCCAUCACCGUUUCUCGAGACCAUUCUCAGGCCAGUACGGUCCUGCGUUCGUGGCCGCGUGCGCCAAGCUCUUGCAGACCGGCCCCACCGCAGACAGCAACCAAAUUCAGUUGCAAACCGACCUCUUGAUGCUCCUCGCCUUAGUGCUGGAGGGCGACUGUGAUGUGUUUGGCACGCUCCCUCCGCGCAGGAUCAUCGCUUUCGCUUCGUCAUUGCUCUCGUGGGAGUUGAAGGAAGAGGCAAAGAAAAAGAAAAAGAAGAGCGAGGACGAAGGCUCGAUCGAUAUACCUUCGAGCCACUUCGCAGUGUCGGAGCUGCUGCACCAUUUGCUGUCCACGUCCGUGAUCACCGCGUCGUGCCUGCCCAGCUUGCCCGACUCUCCACUCAUGGAGGAAUUAGCCAUCGAGGAGUUAAUCACUCGAUCGCUUACCUCUACAUCCCGGAGCCAACAGCGCCCUGGCACCGCGCAAGUCUUUGGACAGUAUUAA